AUGGCCUCUUCCAAGAAGGCUCCUGGCUGGGCCCCUGGCCUGGCCCCCACGGGCAGCGGCUGCUUCCCUGUGGUGGCCAAGAGGCUGCCGGUCCUGUCCUGGCUCCCCCAGUACUCGCUGUUGUGGCUGAAGCUGGACCUCAUCGCUGGGCUUUCGGUGGGGCUCACGGUCAUCCCCCAGGGCCUGGCCUACGCCGAGGUGGCCGGGCUGCCCCCGCAGUACGGCCUCUACUCGGCCUUUGUGGGAGGCUUCGUGUACUUCGUCCUGGGCACCUCCCGAGACGUGACGCUGGGCCCCACGGCCCUCAUGUCGCUGCUGGUCUCGGCCUACACCCCUCACCAGCCGGCCUUCGCGGUGCUCUUGGCCUUCCUGUCCGGCCUCAUCCAGCUCGCCAUGGGCUUCCUACGUCUGGGCUUCCUGCUAGAUUUCGUCUCCUGUCCCGUCAUCAAAGGGUUCACAUCUGCAGCCGCUGUCACCAUCAGCUUCGGGCAGCUCAAGAAUGUGCUGGGCCUGCAGAACAUCCCCCGCCAGUUUCUCCCGCAAGUGUACCACACCUUCCGCCAGCUCCCGGAGACCAGGCUGGGUGACGCGGCAUUGGGGCUAACAUGCGGGCUGCUGCUGCUGUUGCUGAAACCACUUCGGGGACACGUGGCGCCCCUGGGCCCCAGCUCGUCCUGUGCUCAGCGCUUCAGCCAUGCGCUGGUGUGGACGGUCAGCACAGCCCGGAACGCCCUUGUGGUCACCUGUGCUGCCCUGGUUGCAUACUCUCUGGAGGUGGCUGGAUAUCAGCCUUUCCUACUGACUGGGGAGACGGCCCGUGGGCUACCCCCUAUCCGACUGCCUCCCUUCUCUGUGCCCACUGCAAACGGAACAGUCUCCUUCACUGAGAUGGUACAGGACAUGGGUGCUGGGCUGGCUGUGGUGCCCCUCAUGGGCCUCCUGGAGAGCAUUGCUGUGGCCAAGUCCUUCGCAUCGCAGAACGACUACCACAUCGAUGCCAACCAGGAGCUGCUGGCCAUCGGUCUCACCAAUGUGCUGGGGUCCCUGGUGUCUGCCUACCCAGUGACUGGCAGCUUCGGACGAACAGCUGUGAAUGCCCAGUCUGGGGUGUGUACCCCUGCAGGGGGCCUGGUGACAAGCAUCCUGGUGCUGCUGUCGCUGAAGUACCUGACCUCGCUCUUCCGCUACAUCCCCAAGGCCGCCCUGGCCGCUCUCAUCAUCAUGGCCGUAGCCCCCUUAUUUGACACCCGGAUCCUGGGGCUCCUGUGGCGAGUGAAAAGGCUGGACCUGCUGCCUUUCGGUGUCACCUUCCUGCUGUGCUUCUGGGAGGUGCAGUAUGGCCUCCUGGCGGGGGUGCUGGUGUCCCUGCUGCUGCUCCUGUACCCAGUGGCCAGACCCAGGCUGCAGGUGUCCGAGGGCCCCCUGCUGGUGGUCCAGCCGGCCAGUGGCCUGCACUUUCCGGCCGCUGAUGCCCUCCGAGAAGCCGUCCUCAGCCGUGCCCUGCAAGCGUCCCCUCGCCGCUGCGCUGUACUCGAGUGCAGUCACAUCUGCAGCGUAGACUACACAGCGGCUCUGGGCCUCGGGGCGCUCUUGGAGGAUGCGCAGAAGCAAGGAGUCAGCCUGGCCUUCGUGGGCCUGCAGGUCCCUGUCCUCCGAGUUCUGCUGGCGGCGAAUCUGCAAGGCCUGCGGCACUUCUCAAGCCUGGAGGAAGCAGAGAAAAGCCUGAUCCGAGAUCCGGGGUGCGGGUCCCACCACCUGGAUGAGGCCAGUUCUCCUGAGCACUGGGCCUGAGCGCCGGGCACCUUCCCCUGCCCACGAGUCUCCAUUGGCAUCGGAUGAACCGGCACUGCCUCCCACAUAGGCCACCUGCAUGGGGCCCUGGGGCUCCCUUGGGGACUGAGCAGUUCCCUGUGUCCCUUGGUGCCUGGGAAGGAGUCCCAGUGGCGAGAAUGAUUGGCCAGCGUGGGAAGGUGGCUGGAGCCAGUCUAAGCCGAAGCUCAGGAUCCCCCGGACAUGCCGAGACCUGUCAGUUUCCUGGUCUCCAGGAAAAGCAGGGUCACACGCCCUUCCUGAAGAGCCACGGGGCCCCAUGUGGGCCUCAGCAGCCCCAUGUGGCAGGCAGAAGUGUGCCCGGCUGGGACAGGCCAGGAGACCUGCCACUU
Suncus etruscus (white-toothed pygmy shrew) is the source of this 2162-nucleotide messenger RNA. It is a transcript of the gene SLC26A11, whose product is annotated as solute carrier family 26 member 11. Lineage: Eukaryota; Metazoa; Chordata; Mammalia; Eulipotyphla; Soricidae. Bases 1 to 1791 code for a protein of 596 amino acids. The transcript has 16 exons. The record is from RefSeq and is a predicted model, not a curated record. Gene Ontology annotation, molecular function: secondary active sulfate transmembrane transporter activity. Gene Ontology annotation, cellular component: membrane. Gene Ontology annotation, biological process: transmembrane transport.